ACAUAUUUCUUGCAUAAUUUGCCCAGUAAAAUGAGAUCCCCUGUCACUCUUGAUGGUCAUUUAUAAGAAGAUUCUAAAGAAGUAGUCCCCCUUCAUUAAUUAAGGUGAUGGCUGUGGAGAAUAUGGAAGUCGGAAGCAAUAGCACCCCUGUGACAGAAUUUGUUUUGGUAGGCUUCACAAGAGAACCACAUCUGCAAGUUGUUCUCUUUUUGCUGUUCCUCUUCUCCUACACCCUGACAAUGAUGGGGAACCUGGGCCUAAUGACAUUAAUAUUCCUGGACUCACACCUGCACACGCCCAUGUACUACUUUGUGAGCAGCCUCUCCUUUCUCGACAUUUGGUAUUCCACUGUCUACACCCCCCGGAUUCUAACUGACUGCAUUUCUAAGAGACAGGUCAUGUCUUAUGCUAGCUGUGCUGCCCAGUUUUUCUUCUCUGCUGGUUUAGGCUUCAGUGAGUGCUACUUGCUGGCUGCUAUGGCUUACGACCGCUAUGUGGCCAUCUGCAAUCCUUUACUCUACUCCUCUGUCAUGACUAGGAAGCUCUGUUUUCAGAUGGUGGCCAGCUCCUAUGCUGCUGGCUUUGCCAAUGCCAUUGUGCACACAAGCAACACUUUCCGCCUGCACUUCUGCGGGGACAACACCAUCAACCACUUCUUCUGUGAUGUACCACCAUUGCUGAAGAUGGCCUGUGAUGACACCAAGGUCUAUGAGAUUAUUUUGUCUACUGUUGUGGGUUGCAACAUGCUGGCCACCACUGCACUCAUCCUGAUCUCCUACAUGGCAAUCCUGGUGGCCAUCUUGCGCAUCCGCUCAGUUAUUGGCCAGCGCAAGGCCUUCUCUACCUGCUCUGCUCAUUUGAUCUCUGUAUCUCUCUUUUAUGGGUCCAUCCUCUUCAUAUAUGUACAGUCCAGCUCCCAGCACACCUCUGACUGGGACAAGAUUACUGCCUUAUUCUACACUGUAGUUAACCCUCUAGUCAACCCUAUCAUUUACAGCCUGCGCAACAAAGAUGUAAAGGUGGCAUUUAAAAAAGCCCUUGGAAGAACCAGAGGACCCAGGUAA
Messenger RNA from Alligator sinensis (Chinese alligator), 1064 nucleotides. Its product is annotated as olfactory receptor 9G4-like. Gene Ontology annotation, molecular function: G protein-coupled receptor activity; odorant binding; olfactory receptor activity. The transcript has 3 exons. The record is from RefSeq and is a predicted model, not a curated record. Gene Ontology annotation, biological process: G protein-coupled receptor signaling pathway; sensory perception of smell. Lineage: Eukaryota; Metazoa; Chordata; Crocodylia; Alligatoridae. Gene Ontology annotation, cellular component: membrane. Bases 108 to 1064 code for a protein of 318 amino acids.